UCACUAAUUCAAAAUAAGCACGACAAUGUUAAAGGUCGUAGUGCAGAUACCCUGGGGUAAGAGGAAUCGUGAGAUUUGUGAUCGUGAUGAUUAUAAAAUGCAGUUGGUCUGUACGCGGUCGUUUCCGUGUUUUGACUUUCGUUUUCCCACGAUCUGAGACAUCACUUAUUCCCAAAAUUUGAGGUUAUUUUUGUGUUCUACAGCUAUCAACAAGGUAUUCAGCAGGUUGUUCUGUUGGUUGUUGAAAAUGUUCACUUUUGAUUGAAAAUUAAUCGAAAUUUAGUCGUUUUUUCGUUUGUUAAAAUAUGAAAAACAAUACAGAAACGCCAGAUGAAAUAGGCGGUAAAAUGUAUGGGGAAGGAAACAAAGUGGAAGUAAGCACAAAACCAAAUGAAUUUAAAAACAGAAAAUAUUUUUUUCAAGAAAAUUUUGUGAAUGAAUGUGAUGCGUUCGUCAAGUAUUUUGCAGCUAUCAAAGAUAAUGGUGUUAUGUUGCAUAUAAUCAGAGAUAUAAAAAAUAUGGGAGACUAUUGUGAUUUGUUCAACAAUGUAAAUAAAGAUUUUUACAGAGAAUCGAUCAAUUUAUACAAUGACUCUAUUCCUGCAGAUGAGCUAAACGGGAACAUACUAUAUGCCUCGAAACUCGUAAAACUAAUUAACUCCCCAGACAAAGGAAGAUGCUUAGUAGCCAAUGCUGUCAUACCCAAAAAUAAAACUUUAAUAUUUGAACCACCUACAGUUGUACAGGUUAAACCUCUGUGUACCUGCGUAGGAGAUCGAGAAUCAUCCCUGUAUAGAUGUCAUAAUUGUGGGGUAGCUUGUAAGAUGUUCUUCACAUGUGACGGAUGUAACAUAUGCGUAUUUUGUUCAAGAGCGUGCAUGAUGUACGCUUACACCAAUUACCACCGUUAUGAGUGUUAUGGCCUGCAAAGACAUUUUUGGUCAAUGGAGGACACAGACUAUAGUUAUUUAUCGUUCAGAAUGAUGUUGUAUGGUGCUAGUAAAAAUUUUAGAAGUGAUUCCACUGUCGGUCAGUGUUACGGCGAUAUUGAUAACAACUACCCCUUUUUGUACAUGCUGGAGACAAAUUUCCAUCAACUUGGUAUUGCCAAAGUUAAUGAAAUACUGUAUAAGUCUUCAAAGAAUUUGAUGUACUUGAUAAUGAAAACGACAUUUUUCGAUAUAUUCAAAGACCAAAGAGCAGAUAUCCACGAUUUGUAUUUAUACAUUGGUGGUCUUUUGGUCAAACACUACUGUCAGGCCCAAACCAACAAUAUUAUCCUGAAAUAUCCGAACUUGUCAACUGGUUUUGGAAUAAACGUUGUAAGUGGGACGGGAAAAGCCAUCUGUCCUACAGUUGCGCUCCUCAGUCAUGCUUGUUCCCCAAAUGCCGUUGUUCUAGUAUACUACGACUCUGUUGCUGUGAAAAGUAUUAAACCCAUUAGGCCGGGUGAGGAGAUUACCAUAUGCUACAAGGAAGUCGAUGCACUGUUAACGUUAUCCGAGAGGCGAACGAUCACAGAAGAAAUAUUUAAUUUUACGUGCAAAUGUUACUUCUGUGAAUAUGAACGUUAUUGGAUAGAAACCCCUUACAGAUGUCAAGUGUGCAGUGUCGGUAAAGCCAAGAAAAUCGACCUAGAAAAUGGCAAAGUAAUGGGGUACUGCAUCAGGUGUGAGAGGUAUUUUAAUUUUGACGUGAUAUUAGACAACCUGAAAGUUGCCACCAUCUGCCAGAAUUUAUAUAAGGCCACAUUUGCUAUCGACCACGUUGUUAGACUGGCGGAAUGUUACAGCAAAAUAUUCCCCUCGAAUUCGUGGAAAUUGCUGGACAUUUACAAACUUUUGUAUGAGAAGCACGUCCUCGGAGAAGAGAAACCUUUCGAAGUUAUGAAAUAUGGACUGCUGACAUUCAGCAUUCUUGAGCACUACUUAUCAAGGUUGUAUGUGCCGAUUCUGGUGGCCAAAGUCAAAUUUGUGUCUCGAGUGCUGAAUAUGAGGAGUUUUGAGAAACUAAAGAAUGUGUCAGAGGAUCAGUUGGAUAUCAUGAAAAUUUUUGUGGCAGAGGUAAUGAAAAUGAAGGAAGAUCUCGAAUUUUAUUUGCCAGAGCAGAAGAUUUUAUUCCAUAAGAAUUUAUUAAUAAAAGUGCACGAAGUAUUCAAAACUAUGCAACUGGUUUGAUUAUACGUUCCGAUUUUAUAGAAAGUUUUGCAGUUGUCACGUGCCAAAGUGUUACAUUUAUCUUAGUUGAAAUUAUUUUUGUAUGUAAAAAAAUGUUUAUUAUUUUCCAGAUUCUUUUUAUUUUAUUCACAA
Messenger RNA from Anoplophora glabripennis (Asian longhorned beetle), 2309 nucleotides. RefSeq lists its product as uncharacterized. The coding region runs from base 306 to 2177 and encodes 623 amino acids. Gene Ontology annotation, molecular function: protein binding. The transcript has 12 exons. The record is from RefSeq and is a predicted model, not a curated record. Lineage: Eukaryota; Metazoa; Arthropoda; Insecta; Coleoptera; Cerambycidae.